Molecule: messenger RNA, 3210 nt
Organism: Otolemur garnettii (small-eared galago)
Lineage: Eukaryota; Metazoa; Chordata; Mammalia; Primates; Galagidae
Gene: KIRREL1
Product: kirre like nephrin family adhesion molecule 1
Exons: 15
Coding region: 53-2326 (757 amino acids)
Biological process (GO): cell-cell adhesion
Cellular component (GO): cell-cell junction
Molecular function (GO): cell adhesion molecule binding
Source: RefSeq, a predicted model, not a curated record
CUCCAGCUCCCUCGCCAACUCCGGGCCCCAGCCGGGCGGGCGAGCUGGCAGCAUGCUGAGCCUCCUCGUCUGGAUCCUCACUCUCUCCGACACUUUCUCCCAAGGGACUCAGACCCGUUUCAGCCAGGAGCCAGCUGACCAGACUGUGGUGGCCGGACAGCGGGCCGUGCUCCCCUGUGUGCUGCUCAACUACUCUGGGAUUGUGCAAUGGACCAAGGACGGACUGGCUCUGGGCAUGGGCCAGGGCCUCAAAGCCUGGCCUCGGUACCGGGUCGUGGGCUCCGCAGACGCCGGGCAGUACAACUUGGAGAUCACAGAUGCCGAGCUCUCUGAUGACGCCUCCUAUGAGUGCCAGGCCACAGAGGCCGCCCUGCGCUCCCGGAGGGCCAAGCUCACCGUGCUAAUCCCCCCAGAGGACACCAGGAUUGAUGGAGGCCCUGUGAUCCUGCUGCAGGCAGGCACCCCUCACAACCUCACAUGCCGAGCCUUCAACGCUAAGCCUGCAGCUACCAUCAUCUGGUUCCGCGAUGGGACGCAGCAGGAGGGAGCUGUGGCUACCACGGAGUUGCUGAAAGAUGGGAAGAGGGAGACCACCGUGAGCCAGCUGCUCAUCAACCCCACGGACCUGGACAUCGGGCGUGUCUUCACCUGCCGCAGCAUGAACGAGGCCAUCCCGACUGGCAAGGAGACGUCCAUCGAGCUUGACGUGCACCACCCUCCCACAGUGACCCUGUCCAUUGAGCCACAGACGGUGCAGGAGGGUGAGCGUGUCGUCUUCACAUGCCAGGCCACGGCCAACCCCGAGAUCCUGGGCUACAGGUGGGCCAAGGGGGGGUUCUUGAUUGAAGAUGCCCAUGAGAGUCGCUAUGAGACAAACGUCGAUUAUUCCUUCUUCACGGAGCCUGUAUCUUGUGAAGUUCACAACAAAGUGGGGAGCACCAACGUCAGCACCCUAGUAAACGUCCACUUUGCCCCCCGGAUCGUGGUUGACCCCAAACCCACAACCACAGACAUUGGCUCUGAUGUGACCCUCACUUGUGUUUGGGUUGGGAAUCCCCCUCUCACCCUCACCUGGACCAAAAAGGACUCAAACAUGGUCCUGAGUAACAGUAACCAGCUGCUGCUGAAGUCAGUGACUCAGGCAGAUGCCGGCACCUACAUCUGCCGGGCCAUCGUGCCUCGAAUCGGAGUGGCUGAGCGAGAGGUGCCACUUUAUGUGAAUGGGCCCCCCAUUAUCUCCAGCGAGGCAGUGCAAUAUGCUGUCCGGGGUGACGGAGGCAAGGUGGAGUGUUUCAUUGGGAGCACACCGCCCCCAGACCGCAUAGCCUGGGCAUGGAAGGAGAACUUCCUGGAGGUAGGUACCCUGGAGCGCUAUACAGUGGAGAGGACCAACUCGGGCAGCGGGGUGCUGUCCACACUCACCAUCAACAACGUCAUGGAGGCCGACUUUCAGACACACUACAAUUGUACUGCCUGGAACAGCUUUGGACCGGGCACAGCCAUCAUCCAGCUGGAAGAGAGAGAGGUGUUACCUGUGGGCGUCAUCGCUGGGGCCACCAUCGGUGCGAGCAUCCUGCUCAUCUUCUUCUUCAUCGCCCUGGUGUUCUUCCUCUACCGGCGCCGCAAAGGCAGUCGCAAAGAUGUAACCUUGAGGAAGCUGGACAUCAAAGUGGAGACAGUCAACCGAGAGCCACUCACAAUGCAUUCUGACCGGGAAGAUGAUACCACCAGUGUGUCCACAGCCACCCGGGUCAUGAAGGCCAUCUACUCGUCCUUUAAGGAUGACGUGGAUCUGAAGCAGGACCUGCGCUGUGACACCAUGGACACCCGAGAGGAGUAUGAGAUGAAGGACCCCACCAAUGGUUACUACAAUGUGCGUGCCCAUGAAGACCGCCCCUCUUCCAGAGCCGUGCUCUAUGCUGACUACCGCGCCCCUGGCCCUACCCGCUUCGACGGCCGCCCCUCUUCCCGACUCUCCCACUCCAGCGGCUAUGCCCAGCUCAACACCUACAGCAGGGCCCCCACCUCUGACUACGGCCCUGAGCCCACACCCCCUGGCCCUGCUGCCCCAGCUGGCACUGACACCACCAGCCAGCUGUCCUACGAGAACUAUGAGAAGUUCAACUCCCACCCCUUUCCCGGGGCAGCGGGGUACCCCACCUACCGGCUGGGCUACCCCCAAGCCCCACCCUCUGGCCUGGAGCGGACCCCAUACGAGGCUUAUGAUCCCAUCGGCAAGUAUGCCACGGCCACUCGGUUCUCCUACACCUCCCAGCACUCGGACUAUGGCCAGCGGUUCCAGCAGCGCAUGCAGACUCACGUGUAGGGGCCAGAGCCUGGCGGGGCAUCUCUGCGGGGCAGAGGAGAAGGCUGUCACAGCUGUUCCCUGAUAUUCAGGGGCAUUGCUCAUUGCUCCCUUAUUGGACCAGCCUUCCUCCUCUGCCGUAGCAGGUGGGGAGCAGGUCUCCCAGAAACACCCCGUCCCGAGGAUGGUGCUCUGUGCACGCCCCAGCCUCCUGGGCCUGCCCUUCCCUCUUCUUCGGGAGGGUGUGUGUCUUCUGACCUGCUCUUGCCUGACCCCAGCAAGGGGACAGGGAACGUGAAAGUGGGGAAGAGCAGAGGGGGCACUUUUUAGCAUUCCCUUUCUAUCACACCCCUCUGGUCUCCCCAUAAAUACAUGGGAUGGGCAGACUUUGGCCCAGGGGACUUGGAGCAUAGGAGUGGGUGGUUCUGGCAUAAGCAGGUGGAAAACAGAAUAGCCCAACCAGUCCCUCUGCUGUGUGCAUUUAUGCCCUCAGUGCAUCUCUCCCUCAGGGGACUGCAGAAGGGACCUUGGAUUUAUAUUAGCUCUUAUCUACAGAAAAGCCCUGGCACUGAGUUCGAAUCCAGCUCUCAUUCAGCUGGGAUCAAAAUGCCAAUCACCCUGGCUGCCCAGCAGUGUGCAGGGACAGUCAGGAGUCUCCAGCACCACUGCCCACUUUCUUCCUUCCUCUUCCUACGCUGGGCCAGCCAGAAAGUCUUCUGGGUCCUGGUGGAGAAAGAAAGGUCAGGACCAUGUCCUGAUGAUCCAGAGACUGCUGUUGCAUAGUAGCUUCCAGAACCGAUGCUAGGGGGAGCCACCCAAGCCUGCUCUCUUCCCCAGUCGGCCCCACUUCCUGGCUUUGACUCUGGAGAGGGGUGGGGUGCUAUAGGCUAUUUUUUCAAAGAAAA